ACAGCAACACGGCGAAAGUGUGAAGAAGUUGUCAGGUGCUUGAGGUGCGUUGUGCUUCUCUCCUGUCCGCCGUUUUUUUUUGGACUAAAAUCAAAGGCUCAAUCCUCUUUAAGGGUGACAAAGGUCAGCUGAAGCCAGGAUAAGCCUUAGCUGAGAGGAGAUAACCAGGUAGCAAGAAGCCGGCAUACAUGCGCUACUCCACAGACUGCUGACUAAAUGCAGGAUGGCACAGUGGGGUGCCAUAUUCUCAAUUAUUGUGGCUCUUGCUGGAGCAGCACUUUUGGCUUCCGUGCACAAGAUCGAUGAAGGCCACACUGGAGUUUACUACAGGGGAGGAGCUCUUUUGACCACCACCAGUGGACCUGGUUUCCAUCUUAUGCUUCCAUUCAUCACCACCUACAAGUCUGUUCAGACGACACUGCAGACAGACGAGGUGAAGAAUGUUCCCUGUGGCACGAGUGGAGGAGUGAUGAUCUACUUUGAUCGCAUAGAGGUGGUCAACUACCUUGUUCCUUCAGCAGUGUUUGACAUAGUGAAGAACUUCACUGCGGACUACGACAAAGCCUUGAUAUUCAACAAGGUGCACCACGAACUCAACCAGUUUUGCAGUGUUCACUCUCUGCAGGAGGUCUACAUUGGCCUGUUUGACCAAAUUGAUGAAAACCUCAAAAUAACCUUGCAAGAAGAUCUAACAGGCAUGGCACCUGGUCUCAUCAUACAGGCAGUUCGUGUCACAAAGCCUAACAUCCCAGAGAGCAUCCGCAGGAAUUACGAACUGAUGGAGAGUGAGAAGACAAAACUGCUGAUCUCCCAGCAGACACAGAAGGUUGUGGAGAAAGAGGCAGAGACCGAAAGGAUCAAAGCUGUGAUUGAGGCUGAAAAAGUAGCCGAAGUGGCAGAAAUCAAAUUUGGACAGAAAGUCAUGGAGAAGGAAACUGAGAAAAAGAUCUCUGAAAUUGAGGAUGGGGCUUUUUUGGCACGACAGAAGGCCAGGGCAGAUGCCGAGUUCUACACGGCACAGAGAACUGCGCAGGCCAACAAGAUGAAGCUAACUCCAGAAUACCUGCAGCUCAUGAAGUACAAGGCCAUUGCUGCCAACAGCAAAAUCUACUUUGGGAACGACAUACCCCAUAUGUUCAUGGACUCAGCCGGAACUUCUAUCAAGGCGUCUGCAGCCAUGGACUUUGUGGGCGAGCAGAUUUUGGACAUGGAUUAGACAAGAAGGUACUGGGAGGACUGCACAUGGUUGGUGGACUCAAUGUUGGAGGGUCGUGACACAAAACUAUGCAGGUUUUUUUCCUUCAGCCCAGAAAAGCCCUGCUGACGUGAACCUCAGAACCACUGCUAGAAACUCUCGACAUUGGAAUAAGCAUGUAAAAAGUCAGAAUAUAACCUUUUCAGGGAUGCCUCUUUGUUUGGUACUGGUAGAAGAACAAAAUUUUUGAUUGCAUCAUACGUGAGUUAAACUUCAUCAAGCACAAGCAAGUGAUAAUGCCUUCAAUAUGACAGCAUUCCAAUAGGGAGUGGUGCCCCAAGGGUAGAAGUACAGUAUGUGUUUAGACCAACAAGCAUUUGUUUCUUUCAUCAGGCCCUUAAAUGAGAACUACACUUUUAUCGGAAUUUUUGCCGAAUGGUCACAAUCAGCAUGAGCGACAAGAACACACG
Nerophis lumbriciformis (worm pipefish) is the source of this 1665-nucleotide messenger RNA. Its product is annotated as erlin-2-like. The record is from RefSeq and is a predicted model, not a curated record. Gene Ontology annotation, molecular function: cholesterol binding; ubiquitin protein ligase binding. Gene Ontology annotation, biological process: SREBP signaling pathway. NCBI's taxonomy places the organism in Eukaryota, Metazoa, Chordata, Actinopteri, Syngnathiformes, Syngnathidae. Gene Ontology annotation, cellular component: endoplasmic reticulum; endoplasmic reticulum membrane.